UCCCACUUCCCUCCCUCAUGAACACAGCCACGCUUUCAGCACUGCUUCUUUCUGUAUUCAAAAUCGCUCAAAUCUGGACCGGAUUUAGCUCUUAGGCUACUGUGUACAAGAAACGCCGUUUCGUUCAUUACGGUAAAUUAAUCAGGGGUUGUAUUCAGGACCCUUCCCAAAACGCGCUGUGGACCCAACUAUCUAACUUCUACCCAAAAGUUUUUUCAAAGGAAUUUGGUUCAUGUUUCAGCCGCGCAAAGACUGGACGGAAACAUAAUUUCACGUCUGCCAUGGAGCUACAUUUGACUCAUAAGUAAAAGCGUUUUUUGUUUGGCAUCAGUGGUGAUUGUCGGCAGCCACUGGAAAGGAUUUACAGAGAAUGGAGCGGUCCCGUUAACUUGAUCGCUUUGGCAGAGCUCUGUGCCAGAACGGACUCCUGUUGUGCUCCUACUGUGCAGUUGUGUGUGUGCUGGACAUCCCGCCACGGAAGCUAUGGGCUGCGGGUUAAGAAAACUAGAGGACCCGGAGGACAGCAGCCCCGGAAAGAUCUACUCCACUCUGAAGAGACCGCAAGUCGAGACCAAAACAGACACCGUGUUCGAGUAUGUGCUCCUCGACUUCAGUCUGGAAGGCAGCCGCCCCACGGUGCAGUAUGUGUCCUCUCUGUGCGAGCUGCCCCAGGCCCUGCAGCCCUACUACACCCAGGGCUACGUCCUGACCACCCUGCACCCCAUCAUCCUCUCCGUGGGACGCAGCCGCUCCCUGCCCUUCAGCCUGCUGUACCGCGCCAUCCUGGCACGGCCCAAACCCAGUUUGCAGCCGAUGUCUUUGUGUCACAGUGUGCCCAUGCUGAGGGUGGAGGAAUGGCCGCUACCGGGAGAUUCUCUGACCGGCGACACCGUCCGAGCCCUCAUCGACAGAGUGAACAGCAGUUCCCGGGGGGGCGUUCGGUUCGUGUGCUCGGUGCUCCAGCAGAUGAGCGGCGGGGGCACCGGCAGGGUGGGCAGUCCCAAGCACGGCUGUCGCUCACCGCCGCACACCCCGCCCAGUACCCCGCCCGGCGACCGGGAGGUGGAGGAGAACAGCUACAGCCCCGACCUGAGACUGUUGGUGUUUUUCCACUCUUGGGCGGCGGGCUGCGCACCUCUGGACUCGCUGGCGUGUCAGUACCACCAGGGGGCACUGUCCAUGCGGGUCUCCAGGAAGGGUCAAGUGGUCAGCGCUCUGGAGGCCGAUUGGCUGGAGCUAACUGCCGCCUACUACCGCAAAGGCUGGUCAUUGGUUGACUCAUUCGUCUACUGGGACAAGCCCAAAGGCGAGCCCGUCCCCAGGUCUAUGGAGGGGUUGUUUGUCUAUGAGGAAAGAAGCACCUGCCCCCCCGCCAAUGACACCAUCGUGGUGGAGCAGUGGACCGUCAUAGAGGGGUCCCAUGUGAAAACGGACUACGGGCCCCUUCUUCACACGCUGGCCGAGUUCGGGUGGCUGCUCACGUGUGUGCUUCCCACACCGAUUAUCCGACAUGACAGCGAUGGGAACCUGGCUACCAAGCAGGUGGUGUUCCUCCAGAGGCCAGUCAGAGGCCAGCCAGCCGGGCAGAAGAAGAGCCAGACCUUGCCGGCGCGGGUCUCAGUCUCCAGCCCCUCCAUCAGCCUGGGAGCGGAGAGCCCCCUCCCCCCCAUGGAGCUGUCUCCCACCGCGGGGGGCAUCGGGGGCUUCCCGGUGUUUGGCGGCGGGUACUCCAGUACCCUGUCCCACCUGGAGGAAGGGGGCUUCGAGCAGGAGGAGGGCAAGGCGGAGGUCACCUGCAUGUAAAAGCAGCUGAAAAAACACUACCCGGACGGACGGACGGACGGACGGAUGGACAGACGGAGCCCUCCUCCGCCUACGGACCCCUCUGUCCCCGACUGAAAACCUAGGACUACGUACUGGAUUAUAGGAGGAGCUGGAGGGAUCGUUCAAGGGCGGAAAUGGAUUGGUUGUGAGAACGGAUCAUGUUGUUCCUCCCAGUAGCUCUACACCUCAAUUGAAUACUCAUCAGAAAGUCUUUAUCAGCACAAUGAUCGAUGAUAGGCCUGUUAGGUGCUAGGAAAAUAUAUUUGUUCCCCUCCACAGUUUUAACCUCCUUCCCUUUAACAGAAACUUUAACAUAGAGGGACGUGAACUUGGCACUUUGUGUGUGUGUGUGUGUGUGUGUGUUUACUGAAGCCAUAAUUGUGUACAUUGUAUUACUUGCAUAUAGACCUAUGUUUAAACAUUAUGUGCAAACCAUCGUUCGGGAUGAUGGUUAGCAGAUGGCUAACGACGUUAAGAUGCAAGAGCCUUUUCAACCUUCUCAGCCGUUCUCAUUCACUUUAAGGUAAACGCGUGUCGAUGUUUGUUUAUUUUGGGAUGUUCACACAAAGAUAGACACAUCUCACAGGCCGGUCUUUGGGGAAAAACACUUUCAUGGCAUGGUGGUGGUCACCUGGAGAGUCGCCACAGCAUUACCUUUAACUGCAGUUACCAGAGCAGUUCUUGACCACAUAUCUUCACUGUUUUCUUUGCUGUUUAUUUUAACAUGGUUUAUAUGUUGUUGUUUUUUCUAUGGGGCUUCUACAUCUGCUAACCGAUCAUUGAAGUCUGAAAACAUUCAGACCUAACUAUUUAUCUUCUGAUCUUACAUUUCUGUAAUGUCUGUUCCAACCUAAGAUGGUGCAGAAUCGCCGUACUUAUUCAGGGUAGCCCUGAUCAAGUAUAACUGGGUCCUGGGUGUUCAAAGCAAAUAACAUUUAUCCAUCUUGGUAUGAGUUGUUACAAAGAUAUUUUGAAGGGGGAGCAGUAGUUGACUGGAUUAGGUGUAUUACUGAAUUAGUGAUGUCGUAUUCGUUCGAACAUACACUGAAAAUCUCUGCUGGGCAACCGGUUUUGGGAUAUUUCGUUGGUGGCCGAUGGGAGUCAGACCUUCAUUGAUAUGUUUUGACACUGGUUCACUGAUGUACACAAAAAUCUAGGAUUAUAUCUCCAACGUGCUUAUCGCUUUCCUUGGACACUUCUGUAGAUCGCUGCUCAAUGUUUCACAUUGCCAUGUUGCUGGAAACACUCAUUGGUCCACAGCUUCAUUACUGAAUCUGGUAUUUCAAAGAGUGUUGAUUGAACUGCCCACCCUUUAAUGCAGAGAAAGCAAAUCAGACUCCUACGAUAGGGCUGCAUACUGCUGUGUGUAUGUUGAAGGCCGACAUGUUGUAAGAACGAAUAUGACGCAAGUAUUUUGUUACUGGGUUGUCUUUUGCCGUAUUUCUUUAUUCAGUAUCCGUCCUUUUCAGGAAUUACCUGAUUGCAGUAUUAUUAUUCCCCAUCUUUCUUUUUGGGAAGUUGCAAGUCUUUAUUUUGCCUAAUUUUACUGUAUUAAAAAAAUGCUUUACCCCA
Gadus morhua (Atlantic cod) is the source of this 3396-nucleotide messenger RNA. RefSeq names its product raftlin family member 2 (gene rftn2). Bases 484 to 1803 code for a protein of 439 amino acids. The transcript has 9 exons. The record is from RefSeq and is a predicted model, not a curated record. Lineage: Eukaryota; Metazoa; Chordata; Actinopteri; Gadiformes; Gadidae.